AUGGAGUUCACACAGAAUGAACUCUUCAUUCUCGCCAUUAAGAAAUGGAGGGUCGGUCCAAAAGAUGAGCUGACUUCUGCUUACUACAACCAAACGGGACAAGCAGAUCCCAAGUUCUACAGUUUCAAUCUGAAUGAUACUUGGUUUUACCAGGGUUUUGAAGAUGAUGAACUGUUUCAUAGUGCCAAUGACUUCUCGCAGUCCUCCAAUGGAAGCCCUGUCAUGAUUGAGAACGGCGGUGAUGAUGCCACUCCUCCACCCCCGACAGCAUCGAAGAAGAGGCGGAACCUUCCGGGAAACCCAGACCCGGAAGCAGAAGUUGUAGCCCUAUCUCCAAGGACUCUAAUGGCAACCAACAGGUACAUCUGUGAGGUGUGCCAUAAAGGAUUUCAGAGAGAUCAAAACCUCCAGCUUCACAGGAGAGGCCACAACUUGCCCUGGAAGCUAAAGCAGAGGCCAAGCACACAGGCCAAGAAGAGAGUUUAUAUUUGCCCAGAGCCGAACUGUGUGCACCAUGACCCCAGCCGGGCUCUUGGCGAUUUGACCGGCAUAAAGAAGCACUACUGCAGAAAGCACGGAGAAAAGAAAUGGAAGUGCGACAAGUGCUCGAAGAGGUAUGCCGUCCAAUCAGAUUGGAAAGCGCAUACCAAAAUCUGUGGGACAAGAGAGUAUCGCUGCGAGUGCGGGACGAUUUUCUCAAGCUUCUUGUUAUCAACACCAAUUCACAGGAAAGACAGCUUCGUCACGCAUAGAGCCUUCUGCGAUGCAUCGACAGAAGAAAAUAACACAAUGAAUCAGAACCUUGCAGCUUCUGAAGGAGGAACGUCGCAAAACCAAACUCAAGAGGUCUUAAACCCCUUGCCAGGCGAUUCUUCCUCAAACAUAAACUCUAUGAUGAACUUGUCCUUUAGUAACGAGGACAUGGACAUCCCGCCGAGGCCACUGGCUCUCAACUCGGCAGGGGCUGUGAUACCGACUAUAAUGGAUCCUUUCAAUAACCCAAGAGCUUCCCGAGCAUGUAUGGCCUCGGUUGGAGGAUCGAACAGCCUUUCCUCUCUCGGCAUGGCCUCUGCUUACACGUCUGCAACGGCCUUGCUUCAGAACGCUGCUGAAAUGGGUGCAAAAACAAGUGACAACAUGAUCUCUCCGAUACUAUUCAGAGGAUUUUCUGGUUAUUCAUCCGGUGGCCCGGUGAACUCAUCUGGGUCAGUGCAGGAUGGAAGUUCUGUAGUUAACAAUACGGACCCGAGGCUGUAUGUCGGAAAACAUAAUGCAUUAGAAAUGGAGAAUCCGAGCACCGGUUAUCCCGUUCCACAGGUCGGAUUGGCUGACUCAGCACUUUUUAUGCACGACAAUAGGAACGCUGGCGAUAUACUUGGUGGAGAAUACUACACAGGAGGAGGUGAAAAAAUGACAGUUGACUUCUUAGGGGUUGACCCGACUGGGCACUCCAGGAAUGGGGUUAAGAGAAGUCCCGGCGACGGCGGCAUGAUAGGGUUAGGACAAUUGACUGCACCUGAAGGCCUGCAGAAUUUGCAUCCGGAUUGGUGAUGGUGACUAAUCUACUAUAGGGCCUUCUUCACUGCGUUUAUUUUUUCUCUCUUCGCCUUACGUUCCCUAGAAUUGCUUUCUUUGCUUAUAUUCCGAUACUGAAUUAUCAUUCCCAACGUCCAUAGAUGUACUGCUACUGACUACUGAGCCUCUGCUCUUUCAAAAAAUAAGAGAUGAGACAUUUUUACUUAGUUAAAUGAAUCGUCCCGAAUGACCUGUAACUGCCUAAUUAUAGAUGGUUGAUUAGGAAAUCCGUGCUAGAGAGGAUACUAUGUGGACUCGCUUCAAAGGUUACCAACACGUCGGAGUAAUCUAGGAUACGAAACCAAGCAUGGCUGAACAGCAGACUGAUCAAUAAAACCACCAAAUUGUUAUUCUCUGACGCCCUCGAGUCAUUCAGAGACACCAAGACCAAACUCAGUCUGUCUCGUUGGCAGGUUGUGAUGUAUACCAGUAGCUUGGUUGACAUUCUCCUCUGCAUCUCGCCAUCGACAGGUGAAGGAUUCUGUUCUUGCUGCAUUAUCGUCCACGCAUGUGGAAAUAGAAAGCAAAUGGUCGAGGAAUGAGGUUCUCAAACCAUUA
Messenger RNA from Rhodamnia argentea, 2133 nucleotides. RefSeq names its product zinc finger protein GAI-ASSOCIATED FACTOR 1-like. Lineage: Eukaryota; Viridiplantae; Streptophyta; Magnoliopsida; Myrtales; Myrtaceae. Gene Ontology annotation, molecular function: DNA-binding transcription factor activity. The record is from RefSeq and is a predicted model, not a curated record. Gene Ontology annotation, cellular component: nucleus. The transcript is spliced from 4 exons. Bases 1 to 1551 code for a protein of 516 amino acids.